Messenger RNA from Mizuhopecten yessoensis (Yesso scallop), 15051 nucleotides. RefSeq names its product zinc finger homeobox protein 4-like. The record is from RefSeq and is a predicted model, not a curated record. The transcript is spliced from 15 exons. NCBI's taxonomy places the organism in Eukaryota, Metazoa, Mollusca, Bivalvia, Pectinida, Pectinidae. Gene Ontology annotation, cellular component: nucleus. The coding region runs from base 1242 to 11462 and encodes 3406 amino acids. Gene Ontology annotation, molecular function: DNA-binding transcription factor activity, RNA polymerase II-specific; RNA polymerase II cis-regulatory region sequence-specific DNA binding; zinc ion binding. Gene Ontology annotation, biological process: regulation of transcription by RNA polymerase II.
UUUUGAGGUGAGAAAGUUGAAAUGACUUUUUUCCGAUAGAGUAGCACGCGCAGAGCGAGAUGUAGCGGGUAUUUGGGGCCAAGUUCAACUAGGCCACACUGUCUAUAUCGCUGCUUUACCAGCAACUAAUUAUCAGUUUGUAAUUAGUCGCCAUUGGUAGAUUGAAGCCUGGCUGGCACGAUGUCUGAGUGGUCGGCAGUGGGCUAGCAAAACAACAGCUGACAUAUCUCCAUCUCUCAUAUCGGCGCUACUUUUUGUUUCCUAAAAUAAUGCCGAGAGAUGCGCUGUGAUGACUUUUGACCUCAAUUUGAGUUGCACAAUGUAGUCUCUUUUGGGACCCCGUUUCUUCAGGUUAGCGGAGAGUGAUAUUGUGCCCUAGUCUCCUCGGUCCUGAAAUGCAACUGCUCACCCCUUGGGACCCAAAUAAUCAGAAUUCUAUAAAACCAAGGCCAGAAGUUGGUGUGUAAGUGCAUAAGCUAGGCUGGAGGCUGAUUCUGUAGGCGCUUGUCCGGAGACAGACUUAGUUGUAACUCGCCCGGAGGCUGAUUCGUUGCUAUCUGGUCCUGAGGCUGUACUCUGCUGACCUUUACUCUGCUGACCUUUACACUGCUGUGUUACUUGGUGACACACAGCUAUUCAUACAGAUACACACAGAUGUUCACACAGGUCGACAAGACUCAAUGACUUACCACGAAACAGAAAAGCUGACAGAUUCUACAUACACAGGGAGGAGCCUACAAGACCGACUAACCAGACAGGGCCAGCUUCCAGUAACUCCACAUCGUCAAGCCUCCACACUGGAUCAUCACCAGCGACUGUAAUACAAGUGACACAUGCUUCUGUCGGACCAAACACAAGGUCAAGAAGACUGUCCACAUGGCUGUGUGAUCACUCUGACCAGGACUGCACAAAGACUGGACAUCAACAAUUGAAGCUGCUUGGGUUAAAACGAAAGUUCUCAAAAAUUUGUGAAUGCCAUCACUUCGAUCGCCUGUACAUCAGAGGUGUGGCCAAAUAUUGGACACAGUUCCACCUCGGUAACACUGGACAGAGACAGCUGGUUAACUGUGUCCACAUACACCUGCAGACGGAAAUACAGAUUAGUUUACUUCAGUGAUCCCUGGACGACAGCAUGGAAGUUGACGUUUAAUUUGGACAAAAGAGUUGACAUACAAUCAUUAAAGGAAAGGAUGAAAACUAUGACAGAAUAGAGGAAAAGAAAUGAAGAGUAAUGCAGCAUUAUGGACUUUGAGCCCUUAAGUCCUUCCCCUGGGACCCAGCCCAGCCCCGAUAUGGCACUCACUCUUACCUCAGCCCCUAACUCCUAUGGGGGCAAGCUUUCCCCCAUCAGCAAGUACCACAUAGAACAAGGAUCAGAAUCUGGCAUACUAUUUAAUUCCAAGAGCCUAGGUGAAUCAGACACUGCUAAUCUAAGUUUAAAGUUCAAGUUGCCAGUUCCAGGAAAUAACGAAACGACCAAUGGAUCUGGAUCAGCAGAGUCUGGCAUGGAGUCUUCAGACUCGAUAUCCAGUGCCUCCCCCACAGGGAAGGAAGAAGAGGAAAUGAAUGAGGAGGAAGAAGAAGAAAGUUUGGUGAAGGACGAUGAGCCUGUUGACUGUGCUAACUGUGACAAUGGUUACCCUUCCUUACAGUUGUACAUGGAACACAAAUGUGCGGGGUCCGAUCAGUCACCAUUCAGGAGGAGAACCUCACGAGAAAGAACAAAACUCUCUUCAAGUAAUAAUGUAGACGAUGACUUCAGUGAUGGCGAGAGUUUUGACGGCAAAAUUGUGUAUAAUUCUGAUGGAUCUGCUUAUAUAAUUGAGGGUGGAGACUCGGAUCUGAGUGAUCUCGAUUCCAUAAUAGACUUGCCGCAUCAGGAAGGUAUUAUCAUAGACAGGAAAGGUAGUGACAUUCACUCACAAGUCUCUGCUUUCCCUUAUGUUGCUAACGCUUUCUUCGUUCCUAGAAAUCCAGCUUCAGUGUUGAACAGUAUUUAUAGUGCUCCCUCGUCCCAUCCCUACCCCAACCAGGCCCCAAUGAUGUUCAGUUACCGUGUGUACGACGUCCGUUCAGGGAAAACAAAGACAGACAAGGCUGAUAGUGAUAGGGAUAGCAGUGUGACUGCUGAUAGGUUAUCUACCUCAGACGCAAGUAAGGGUUGGACAUCGGUCCCAACAAAACCUAUUCUCAUGUGUUUUAUAUGUAAACUGUCCUUUGGUUACGCAAAGUCUUUCACAGCGCACGCUGAAACUGAGCAUUCAAUGACACUUAACAGUGAAGAGGUGACAAUCAUGUCUCAGAAAAAUUCAUCCGCCAUUAUACAAUGUGUUGGCAAGGAGAAAGAACCCCUCAUGUCAUUCUUGGAGCCCAAACCUGGGAAAUCACUUCCAUCUAAUGAAGCCCCUUCUCCUCCCCAAGCCAAACCUUCUUCACAAGAGUUGUUCUCACCCACAAACAUGUUGUGUUCCAGCUACCCCAGUAGCCUGAAAGAUACAACCUCUGUCAGUUUUGUGUACUCCAAGCCAAAGCUUUCUGACAACCUUAUAUCUAACUCAAGUCCACUGAUGAUGCAGUUGAAAUCUGAGAAAUUACACGAUCCUAGUACUCAGGGAUUAUCUGACUCCAGGAGGUCGGAGGUCGCAGGGUGCAGUGCCAAGUCAGGGGUAAACCAUGGUGCUAUGCUGGACUGUGCUAGUAGUGUUCAUAGUCAGGGGAAAAACUAUACCAACUCUGUAUGUAACCUCAGUGAAACCUCAGGAAUCACAGAACAUAGUGGGGGGUCUGAAUUUGACCAUGAAACAUCUUCAGUGAAGGACGUUUCACCUCCGCGUGAGGAGAACAUUUACUCGAGUCCUAACAAUCGCAGACAAAGUCUAGACAUGUCGUCUUCUAGUGCUUCCUAUACUGUGCCAUCUCUUACCAUGUCAUUGCCCAUGGCAACCAGCCACCCGUCAUCAUCAGUGUUUCUAGGGGUGUGCGAGGAUCACCCACAGGGGCGUGCCCAGGGCGUGGAAUGCCCCAAGUGUGACAUGAUUCUGAGCUCUUCUCAAUCGCUCGGCGGUCACAUGACCAUGAUGCAUUCUCGUAAUUCGUGCAAGACACUCAAGUGUCCAAAAUGUAACUGGCAUUACAAGUAUCAGGAGACACUUGAGAUCCACAUGAAAGAAAAGCACCCGGAUAAUGACCAGCAAUGUAUCUACUGUAUGACAAACCAGUCACACCCUCGCCUGGCCCGUGGGGAGAGUUACUCUUGUGGCUACAAACCGUAUCGCUGUGAGGUAUGUAACUACAGCACAACUACCAAGGGAAACCUCAGCAUACACAUGCAGUCAGACAAACACCUCAACAAUGUACAGGAGCUGGCAAACGGGGGUGAGGUCAAAAUGCCACCCCAGCAGCCCAUUCAAACUGAGGCUGCAGUACAACAGAUGAAGAAGAACAAACCCAAACCAACGUGGAAAUGUGAUGUCUGUAACUACGAAACGAAUGUGGCGCGGAAUCUCCGGAUACACAUGACCAGCGAGAAGCACACGCACAACAUGAUGGUUCUUCAGCAAAACAUGAAACAUAUGCAACGUGACAUGCAGAUCCAACAACUGAACCAGUUGAUGCUCUUGCAGAAUGAUCCCUCAUUCCUGGCCGGCAUGUCAUCUCCUAUGACCUCCCAAGGGAACAUUCCCUUUGGCUAUGACCAGAGCAUGAUGAUGGCAAAUAUGCAAGGACCUUAUGGAGAAAUCCCAAUGGACCUGCGAAAAGAAAAUGGGGGUAUGGGCGUAGCUUUUGACCCUCAGACCCCAGACGCUGCAAGAAUGUAUUCCUGCUGUGUUUGUAACUCCUACGCAACUGACUCCCUUGAAUCUCUGCACCAGCAUUUACAGCUUGACCGCACCAAGCAGCGUGAGCAGGAAAACAUCAGUGUGUCCCAGGGUACUUACAUGUGUAGUCUGUGUACCUACAAGACCAAUCUGAAGGCCAACUUCCAGCUCCACUGCAAGACGGACAAACAUUUGCAGCGACUUCAGCUCGUCAACCACAUCAAGGAGGGCGGGGCCAGUAAUGAGUGGCGACUCAAGUACCUAAAUGUCAGUAACCCAGUACAGGUCCGCUGUAACUCAUGUGACUACUAUACCAACAGUAUCCACAAGUUGCAGAUCCACACAGGUAAUCCACGCCAUGAGAGCAAUGCCCAGCUCUUCGUCCACCUCCAGAUGUGUGAGUCAAAACUCAACGCCAAGUCCAAGUACUACUACUGCAGUCUGUGUAAAUUCUCCACCCGCGCCAAACUCAACCUCAUCCAGCAUGUCCGAUCUCUCCGCCACCUGCGCAGUGAGGGCAUCAAACAGAUGCAGAUGAAAGAGGACGGUCAGGUGGACAUCGACCCCGGUGAAAUCUACAUGGUCAAGGAGUAUGACGAGGCCAAAGACAAAAUCGUGUUUGAUGAUGAAGAUGGGGAAGGCGAGGGAGAGGAGACUAGAGCUGUAGUCCACGACAAUGAACUACAGGAGAGAAAAGCUGAUACUCCCGGUCUGUACAAUAACAACAACCCUACCACAAAGUCUGUCACCGUCAACUCCACCAGUACGCCAGAGUCCAGUAACACUGAAGGAGGAGAGGAACACAUCCAUGUAUGUCCCUACUGCGACUACAGCAGUGUGAACGAGGUGCGACUCCAGGCCCAUAUUUUAUCCCAGCAUUCACAGCAACCCAAGGAAAUUUGCUGUCCCCUGUGUCAGGUAGAAUUCAAGGAAAAGGCUCGCCUUGAAAAGCAUCUCACGUCCAUGCACAACGUCAAACCAGAGGGACUUCAUCGUCUGCUUUUGAUGGUCGACAAAGGUGAUUGGAUCAUGCCUCCCACAAAUGCCAUCGGGCAGUCUUCCAUCAUUCCUCAACUUCCUGUCGAUGAGUCGGAGGAGAUAAACAUGGAAGCUCUGGAGGCUGAAGCUGCCAAGAUUGCGGCAGAAGAUGCUAUUGACACCUCUGCGGCUGCUGACAAGAUUAAUGAUGAUGAUCAAUACCGAUGUCAAACCUGUUCAAAGACUUUUUGUAACAUUGAUGCUCUGUAUGCUCACCAAAAUGAGCUUGGACAUUUAGAACUCAAGCAAACACCCAGGGGACCAGGAUACUUGUGUUGGAAAAAGGGUUGUAACCAGUACUUCAAAACAGCCACAGCAUUACAGGUCCACUUCCGUGAAAUCCAUGCCAAAAGGCAACCUGGCACUGGACUUGAAAGCCAAUUGUAUAAAUUCAGGUGUAAUCAGUGUAGCCUUGCUUUCAAAUCUCCUGAUAAGCUCCAGCUUCAUCAACAAUAUCACCUCAUCCGUGCUGCAACCAGGUGUAACUACUGUGCACAUUCGUUCUGCUCUAUAGCUGCAUUAAGGAAACACAUUGAAACUGAUCACACGGAACUAUCAGAGGCUGAAAGGGAGCAACACAGUGCUCUUCUGAAUGAAAGUUCAGCAGCUUUGACCAACUUAAUGCAGACUUCAAGGCUGGAGAAGGUUCUGGGUGGUGGCUGUCCAUCCUCUCCCACUGAGGGCAUGACAAGUGGAGUUCUUAAUUCAGAGGAGUCUCCAGAUAUGGCAACAGAUUGUACAAAGACUGAUGUGAAUUCCAAUGAGACUGGAGAGAAAGGCUUAGUUAAGUCAGAAAUAAUGGACACAAGUUCCAAUGAGGGGAUCAACCUCUCUAUGGACAACGGUGAUGAGAAUAGUGCAAGUUCUCCUGAAAGUUGUACAAAGGAGGAUGGUAUGGAUGUGAACUACAAAGAACAGCAAUUCCUGGAGGACUAUAUCAACAGCCAGGCCAUUGCUGAGGGUAGCUAUGAGGAUCCCUCACGCAAAUACAAAUGUCAUCGUUGUAAAUUAGCAUUUACUAAACAAAACUAUCUCACAGCUCAUAACAAGACCUUGCUUCAUCGUCGUGGGGACAAGCUAAGUUACCCCAUGGAGAAAUACCUGGACCCCAACAGGCCAUACAAAUGUGACGUGUGUAAGGAGUCGUUCACUCAGAAAAACAUCCUACUGGUACACUACAACUCUGUGUCCCAUCUUCACAAGCAUCGUCAAGUGUUACAGCAGGGAGGUUCUACCUCCUCAGCAUCAUCCCAAUCACCCCAGCAACCACAGACGCCACAGCCUCCUCCAACCCCCACAGAGACCAUAACCACCUCAUCAGAUCCUUCAUCGCCUAGCAACCCAACCUCAGUGUCACCUGUGUUAGCAGAUUCUGACAAAUCCAAGCCAUACAAGUGUAAUAUUUGUAAAGCCUCGUACAGUCAAGGGUCAACACUAGACAUUCAUAUCCGGUCAGUGGCCCAUCAGACCAAGGCAUCCAAGCUUCAGGAACUUGUACUGACUGGACAAGUGGAUUUGUCUCAGCCUCUCAUUGAACAGCCCAAUGACAAGAACAUCUCCCCUCAGCAUCAAAAGAAGAUCCUGGCUGAGAUACUGCAGCAACAGCCCAUCAUGUCUGCCAGUAGUAGCCAGCCACUGAUAUUCCCAGGUAUCACAGCAGGCAUUUCUGGUAUCACCACUGGACUUCCACCUAUGUCUUUACUUCCUGGACUGCACCACGUCGUCACGACAACAGCACAGAACGGUUCAUUGUUAGAAUCUGUGUCUAGUCAACACUUCUUAUCUGCAAAAACAUCGCCAAACGAAACCACAACAUCGUCAUCAUCCAAUCAUCACAACAACUGCCAAGAUUCACCAUUGUCAUCGAAUAUCAAGAAAGAAAAGGGUCUAAGCAUUAAGAAGGAUCUGGAAAGUUCUGACAGCAUUACAUCCAUACCAUUUAGUGUUCAGUCUCAGCAGCACCAACAGUUGGUGAUGCAAUCCUACCUCAGUCAGCAGGGUCCAAACCCUGGUCCCAUGGCCAUAGCAACCCAGUCCCAGGCAGCCAUCAUGAGGCCACGUAACUUUGCCAGUCGUUUGAAGACUCAGGUCCAGAGGAACCUUUUGGAAAACAUAGGAUUUGAAUGUGUGAUGCACUUCAAUGAGUUCAACCAACGCACAAAGCCUGUAAUGAAAAUAGAUGAGGAGGAAGUGGAAGGAGAGAAGAAAGAAAAGGAAAUGGAGGUGGACCAUGAUGAAAUGGUUACUGUUAAAACUGAGAAGGAGGAAGAGGUUGCUGAUUCUUACCUGUCUGACUUACCUGAGCUUAACAAGUGUGUGUGCAGCACGUGUCUGAAGGAGUUCUCUAGUGUGUGGGUGCUCAAGGCUCACCAGGAGGAGGUCCAUAAGGAAGUUGUCCCCAUUGACAUGAUUGAGGACUUCGGGGAGAAAUUCAGAUGUGAUUUGGAAAAGAAGCAACCUAAGGAGACAGACGUUGUGCCCAUUCCUUCUUUCCAGUCGGAGAUGUCAAAUGGUGCACAAAGCAAUGAGGCACCAAAUGACAAUAACUCUAGUCAUGAGAUGCCCCCUCCUCCUCCACCCCCUCCCCAGAUGAGCCCACACAUGGACCUUUCAUCAAUCAUGCCAAUGCACAUGCCAUUUGCCAUGGCAAUGAAUAUGCCCUUUGCUAUGGCAAUGAACAUGCAGCCUCCACUCAUGCCAAUGAUGUUCCCACUUGGAACAGAGAAAAUGAUGUCCCCGGCAACGAGUCAAUCUGAGAACAAUUUGCAACAACUACAAAAACAGCAGCAGCUUGCUCAACAUGCUGCGGCCAUGCAGAACCAGAAGAGAGCUCGCACCAGGAUAAAUGACGAACAGUUAAAAAUUCUCCGUAAACAUUUUGACAUCAAUAACUCACCAAGUGAGGAGCAGAUACUGCAGAUGUCAGAACAGUCCGGACUUCCUACAAAGGUCAUCAAACAUUGGUUCAGGAACACGCUGUUCAAGGAAAGACAACGGAACAAGGACUCCCCAUACAACUUUAACAAUCCACCGUCAACCACACUAGACCUAGAGGAGUAUGAAAAAACAGGAAAACUCCCAAUGAUGGAAGAUAAAUUACUCGAUGAUGAAGUUAUAAAGAAAGAAGAUGAGGAUGACAUGCAAGUUCCCAUGGAAACAAAACUUUCACCCUUAGAUGUCACUCCUAUUAUUCCUAAUCCACUGCCACUGUCACUUCCACUACCACUUCCACUACCAAGCAUCCCAGAGAUAAAGACUGAGCCGCGCAGUGUAGAGCCUCCGCGGCCUCAGACUCCAGAGAUGAGCGACAGUGGUGAGAGUAUGAUAAGUAUGUCUGGAGCGCCAUCAAUGACAUCAACACCAACUCCAAACGCAUUCAUUCUACCUCCCAUUGCUCCUUGUAACACUGAGGAAAUCCGACCUCGAUUUGAAUCAUCAUCAUCAUACUCCAAAAGAGCUAACCGGACACGGUUCAGCGACUAUCAGGUUAAAGUGUUACAGGAAUAUUUUGAACAGAAUGCUUAUCCAAAGGAUGAUGAACUUGAUCACUUGUCAAACAUCCUGAACCUCAGCCCAAGGGUGAUUGUGGUAUGGUUCCAAAAUGCCAGACAGAAAGCAAGAAAAAUCUAUGAGAACCAGCCACCAUCUGCAUCUGAUACAAGUCAGGAAAAUCAAGCUUCACCCUACAACAGAACUCCUGGUCUCAACUACCAGUGCAAAAAGUGCUCGGCUGUAUUUCAACGAUACUAUGAUCUGAUUCGCCACCAGAAAAAGUCGUGUAGCUCAGAUCCUAGUGAGAAGUCACAGACAUCCAUAAGUAUGACUGAGGACGACAGCGGCGACUCGUGGUCCACCUUUUCACAAGACGAUGCCAACCAAUCAGAAUCUGGCUCUGCCAACUCCCUAGAACAUUCCGCAGACAGAGAUUCAGAAGGAAUUAAGUACAAAUGUGAGAAAUGUUUGCUAUCAUUUGAAAGGUUUGACCUUUGGCAAGAGCACCAGAAUGUUCAUACCAUGAAUCCGAGUCUGUUCUCCGACCUUCAGUCAAACAGUGCUUUUGGUGUACUGCAGUCAAUGGCUGCUGCCCAGCAGCAAGAAACAAAAAACGUGCUCAAGAGAAAAUUGGAGGAAGAACGAGAGGAGGACAUGUACGAUCAACCGAGGGACAAACGUUUACGCACCACAAUUCUCCCAGAACAACUUGAUUACCUGUACCAGAAAUAUCAAUUGGAUUGCAAUCCCAGUCGCAAACAGCUUGAAAACAUUUCCAAAGAUGUUGGUCUAAAAAAGCGUGUUGUGCAGGUCUGGUUUCAGAAUACCCGGGCAAGAGAACGCAAGGGCCAAUACCGUGCUCACCAGCAGCUGAUUCACAAACGCUGCCCGUUCUGUCGUGCAUUGUUCCGUGCAAAAUCAGCAUUGGAGUCUCAUCUUGCGACCAAGCACCCAGAGGAAAUGGCAAAGGGUGAAAUCAACAUUGAUGCCAUUCCUGACGCAGCCAUCGAGAGUCCAGGUGGUUCUCAACUCUCCCCUGGCUCCCUCAUGUCCCCGAGCCUCAUGUCCCCGAGCGCAAACUCUGUCGAGCUUAACCGCCUCAUGUCACCACCCAGAAUGCAGUCCUUCCUUCCCAUCAUGCCACCAUCCAGCAUGCCAAUGGGAAUGACUUCUCUUGGCGAUCCUCUACAGCUUUCAAUGAAACAGUUCUAUGAGGAUUCAUUCAAGAAAUACAUGACUGAGUUGAGUACUACUGGUCGUCAGAAAGAGGCUUCUGUUACGACACCAACAGAAUCAAUGCCCACACCUUCCAAGCACGAGACUAGUAGCAGCAGUAGUAGCAACCCCCGACUAAACAGCAGUACUAGCGAUUAUGAGGCACCACUUGACCUCAGCAAGCCUCUAAGGGUCAAUACUGACACAGAGAAGUCUUCUGACGGUGCCUCAACAGACCUUAGUGACAGAAGUACAGAGGGAUAUAGUUCAUCUCGCAGGUCAGACGAGAUGUUCACCAGCAAACAUUCCCUAAACGAUAGUUUUAUGAGUAACAAGGAAGGGAACAGAUCGACAUCUCCCUCUCUUGAGAGAUCCGCUCACCUGACCCCACCCAUGGGUAAACGCUAUCGCACCCAGAUGACAAGUGUGCAAGUGCGUAUCAUGAAACAGAUCUUCAUUGACUACAAGACUCCAACAAUGGCUGAAUGUGAGAUGUUAGGAAGAGAGAUAGGUCUGCCGAAGCGUGUGGUGCAAGUUUGGUUCCAGAAUGCCCGUGCGAAGGAAAAGAAACAUAAGUUGACCAUAGGUAAUAGUUACAGCAAUGUGGACUUCCACAAGCCCCCAGAGGAAUGUUCUUUGUGUAAAUUUAAAUAUUCCCACAAAUAUACAAUCCAGGACCACAUCUUUACCAAGAAGCACAUAGAAAAAGUAAAGGGCUUCGUUCAGAACCAGUCGGAUAGUGAACGUGACAUUACCUCGCAUUCGCCCAUCUCUGACCCGAUACGGCAGCAGAGAGACAUGGAGAGGAUGAGGAAGGCAUGGGAUGAAGCUACAGUAGCGGCAGCCUCCCAACCUCACCUGUCACAGCUCCAGGCCAUGGGACUCAACGCACUGGGACUACCCUCCGGAUCCAUGUCAGGCUUUAGUGGGUCAUAUAUACCUAAUGACCUUAUGCCGGAUGUGAAAAAACCAGAGCCCAAGAAAUCUUCUGAAAAGAGUGCUGACAAGAGGGAGGGAGGCAAAAGGACACCAGUUAAGAAGGAGCCAACCUCCUCUGCGGACGUGCAAAUGUCCCUAGCCAACCUGAGUGCCCACCUGAUGUCCCCGAUGGCUGGCAUGUUGCCGGGGUUUGACCCUAACAUGAUGCCAUACAUGUAUCCCGGGUUACCUAGUUACCUCCCAGGCAUGGGUAUUCCCUUCCUACAGCCUGGACUUAUCCCUGGUGCAGACCCAUUGUUACCGUAUGAUCCCCUCACAUUUGGAACACCUCUACCUUUACUCCAAAUUCCACAUCAAGCCAUAAAAGAUGUUGGUGUUAAACUGAUGGAACCCAAGGCAACGAUUGCUCAAUAUACACAGGACUGCAAGUCCAUCUCGAGUCUGCGCUCUCUGGUGCGUGGUGUGGACUACAGCUGUGCGCGCGAGUCCACUGUCGAUGUGGGCUAUAUCUGUAAGAAAUGCCAAAUGGUGUACCCUGCCAAAGAGGCAUGCGUCACGCAUCAGAGAACCAUGUGCUUCCCGGGCGGCAAAUAUCCAGACAAUGUGAACCCAAUGCUGAAACUGGAGCAGAUUCAGUACGAAUGCCGACUAUGUACUGACACAUUCUCCACUGUACAGGAGUACAAGUCUCACUGUCAACUUGACUCACACAUGGCCAAAACAGCACGUCUCACACAGAAAUCAUCCUCAUCGUCAUCAUCGUCGUUGGCCAGUGUGGUCAAACCAGUAGACAGUGGUUUAUCGUCCGAGAAAAACAUCACCAGGCCAUUAAGUACAAAGUCUCCAAGCUCUUCCAAUAACUUAUCAUCCUCCCCUUUGCCAAAAGCUGAUGCAAGUUUAAAUAUAUCAGGUUCCAGUAGUGUAGUUGAGGAUACAGCGGAGGAGAUGAACACAGACUAAAUAAACGUGGGCAUCCUGUCACAGACUUUUUUGGUCUAUCCCUAGCGGUUUUUUUCUUCUAUUUUUUUUUUAGUUGCUUUAAGCAAAGUGCUGUAAUAUUUCCAAUGCUGUGAAUGAAUUAUGAACAUUGACCUUUAAUCUUGAUGUAGUUGUGAACAUAUCGUGACAGUUGUAGGUGAUGUCAGUCGUGGACAUUUCUGUUAUAGGUCCUACUUAUGUUUAAAUGUUCUAUAGUAUCUCAUAUUAAAUAUGGAGAUUAUGUUAAUAUGUUAUAUGAUAAUGUUUAUAAUUAUCAUCAUAUUUUUAAUUUUUUUUUUAGAUACAUUUAAAUUGUGGUAGAGAAAGACAAUGCUAAAGUAGAGAUAUGUAAAAUUAGCCUCAAUUAUUAUAAUUAAAUCAAUAAUUUUCAUAAAAUUUUUAUACAUAUUUACAAGUAGUGAAUAAUCGUCACUGAAAGUAGGCAAUAUAAUGAAAUUAUAAUACAUAUAUAUAUCUAUAUGAUUAAUAAGUAGAGUAUUAUAACCUUGUAGCGGGUUAGCUACCAUUGUAGAGAUUUUUGUGUAGAAGAACUUAACCACACACCAUAUUUCAUGAGUUUAGAGAAAAAUAAAAAUUGAGAAAUUUACCCAAGAGGCUGAAGUUGUUAUCAAAAGAAAUACACGUAUAUGAAAUGUAUAAAAUCAGUUGACCUUCAUGUAAAAGCAGCUAUAAAUAUUUGUACUGGUACAAUAUCAGGGCUCCCUGUUUGUCAGCAUCAGUACCGAUAGCCGAGCAUUUUAUCAUCUCCGUCAGCUAAGGGAGACAACACAAUGAUUAUACUACGGUGUUGUGAGAGAAACAGAAAGUUGGUUCAAUAUUGCCAUUUACUCCGAUAAGCAUUUUACACACUAAAAGUUGUUCAAUUAUUGUCAUUUAAGAAAACAUGUUUAAGUCUUUUUAAGGGUGUUCAUAAAGUCUUCAAAAGGUUCCACUAUCUAACCUACAUUAUCCUUUAUGUCAUGCUUUUAGAUUGUUUUGACAUUUUGUUGAUGAAUCCUAUAGAUUUGUUUAUUUACAACUUAUAGGCUGGUCCGCCCCUCUGGUCUGCCAGUUUCCCGCUGUUUUUCAGAAUCUUGGUUCUAUAAAUAGUUUUACGACUCUGUAGAGGUCAUUAUACACUUGUUAACUAUAUGGUUUUUUUCUAUCUUUGUAGUCUGUAGUAAAAUAAUGUUUCAGAUUUCAAAGAGUACAAAAAGUAUCUAUAACUACAACAAGAGUGAAUACAUGUAGCCAGAUCUAAUGUAUCCUAGUAUCCGGUGUGGUGUGUCCAUGACAUGAGAAUUCUGUUGUCACCAUCAAUUAUGUUGCCUAAACAGAUAGUUAUACCAUUAGAAACAAUAGGCACCAUUCAUCAAACAGGUAUCUCUUUUGUUGAGAUUAUCUUAAGAAAAUAAUUAAACAGAUUACUUUCAUAAACUGAAAUACUUUAAAGCAUUAAAAUAGAAAUUUUAUACAUUGUUGAAACUUUUUGUGCACUCUGAAUGCUGAAGUAGAUGCAUUUUGUAUGAUCACUGUGUCCCCUCUAUAGUAGGUUAUGGUGCUGUAUGUUACAUACAAUUGAAUUGGUCAGAACAGAGUUGUGUGUAUGUUAUCUGUGACUGGAUUGGUCAAACUAAAUAUAUCUUAAACAGAUUGGUUGAUGCAGUUUUAUCUGUAUAUUAUGUAUGACUUGAUUGGUUGAUACAGAUGUAUCUGUAUGUUACGGAUGGCCUGAUUGGUCAACACAGAGGGGUGCCAGUUAUUAUUAGUGUUCUAUAUGGAUCUUCUUCUAUUGUUGAUACCUUUGUUAUUGAACAAGAUCGUUGUUAUUUUUUCCUGUUUUACUAUAUCUACAUUGUGAUCAUUUAUAAUUAAAUUUAAAUUCAUCUUGAUAGUCAGAGCGCCAGUGAUAAAAAGUUUUAUUCCUAGUUGAAGGUUUGUCAUAUAUGUUGAUAGAUAUAACCCUGUAUGUCAUCCACAUUUUUUUCUGUUACCCUAGUAACAGUUCUUUGUUCCAUGUCAUCCAUAAUUGAUCCCUAAAUGUAUAAAUUGUAACGUCUUUAAUCCUUGUAAUCCCCACAUCAGGAUAUUGAUGAGCCCCAGUCCCUGCAAUAUUGCAAUGUUGUGUAUUCUUCCCCAACCCCAUCCCCUCUUAUAAUCCCCAUUUAUGAAAAACUUUUUUCUUUAAAAAAAAUAUAUCUUUAGACAUUAUCGAUAUGAGCUUGUAGUUGGCCAUUUGUGAAGCUAACGUAGCAAGAUUAGAUGUUGAUCGUGUAUAUAAGUAUUUGUUUUAGAACAUAUCUACAACCCCAUGUAUGUGUGUCGUAUGUAAGUAAUCAGUACGUAUGUACUUGUAUGAUAGACAGACCACAUAUCUUACAUUAAUAUCUUAUACUUCCAUUUAUAAUCAUUCAUUGAUGAACUGCCCAGAUUAAUCAUUGUUUAUUUCCAAUAUCAUUAUCAUGUAUACGGUUAGCCUGUUAUAAUGUCGCUGGGCAUGGCUGGUUGAUUAUUAGAAUGAUUGUAUAUUAGAUUGAUGAGUAAUUGAGAUGUAUACCUACAUGUAUAUAUAUUGAUAAAUUAGGGUAACGCAAUGGUGAUGAUGUAAUAUUAUUAUGAAGUACCGAAUCGGAUCUCAGAUCGACCAUUUUUUUCUCUCUCUUGUAUAAUUAUGAUUUUGACCUUGUGAAGUGAAAUCCUAACCUAUCCCUUUUCAUUCUGUAGCCUUUGACCUUUGAUCAACUUGUAGUUUCUCAAUUUGACCUUUGACCCUUACAAUAUAUAGUCCCCAUGUAAUUGUAUUUGUCUGUUUAUGCAGACAGAACAUGCCAUUCUUCUGGAAUAGGGGAUAUCAGGUACUGUACACUUCAGGAAUCGUGUAAAGCGUAAUUGUACUAUAUGUAGCUGUGUAUAAUUGUCUGUUAGAAUGAUGUUAAAUACUUCCUUUACAUAUAUAAAUUUAACUUUUUUUCAUUUAUUCAUUAUAGCAUUUCAAAGUCCUUUUUUGGGGAAAUUCCUAUAUUUAGUUGUAGGGACAAAUAAAGUCCGCCGAGUAUCUGCCAUCUUGUACGGUACUUAUUUAGAUUCCCCCCUUUUAUCCCUGACAUCUUGACAAUGAACUCUACUUUCCAUUGUCUAGGGCCAAACUAUAACAGAUGUUGGGGAUCAAAGGGUGGCAUGUUAGAUCAUUUUUAGACUGUCUAUAGGAGUUUUUUUCGUUACAAAUUGCAAUCUCAUAGCGUUGUUACAUUGUUGUAUCUAUGUUAAACCUCAAGUUAAGGUGCUGAUCGCAAGUUACCCCGUAGGAAAAAAGCUUACAACGUUCAUCACAUUGUGACUUUUUUCUGCUUUUUUAUUUCUGUUCUAGUUUUUUUUUCUGAUGGACAGAAUACAAUUUUGUUCUAUUGAAUUAUAUUUGUUUUGCUAUAUGUAGCAAGCAAGCAGUCAAUGUUUUAUUAAACUUUUUGUCCUUUUUUUGGGUACUGUUGACUGUUUUAGACAUUUUAAGAGAAAGUUACAUGUAGUCUGCUUUGCAAAUAUAAAGGAAGAAAAUAAAUAUAUCAUAAUGAUA